CCUCAGUUCAUUCAAAAACUUACUUUCUUACAACUCUUCACGAGCUGCUAUGCUAUUCGCCGGAACGUUUAAUCCUUACCGCGUAGGGCUGUGGGUCAGGCGUCUCCAGCUCCCGCACCUGGCGUCCCCUGCCUGACCCGCGGGGUCUCGUUCCACGCUCCCGGUCUAAGCCCCCAAAUUUGAUGGUCCACUUGACGUGGGUGAUUGCAUGUCGCUGCUAGGAGCGGUAUAUAUCGUCUCAGGGGAAGGUCGCUCGCGUCUCGCGUGUUGAAUCCUCCUCAUGUAAGCAUCGUGAUGCCUUCUCGAAACAACAGCAUGCAAGACUCGUCAAGCACGUCGAGCGACUCGCCAACAGCCUCGGACUACAAACCGGACAACAGAACGUCACAGCCUCGCAAGCCGAUACCUAGGAAGGGACACACCAAGUCGCGUCGCGGAUGCUUCAAUUGCAAGAGACGCAGAAUCAAGUGCAAUGAGAAACAUCCAGAAUGCAACCACUGUGUCAAGGCAGGACUACAAUGUAACUACCCAGCCAACAUCAUACAGCUUACGCAGAGAUCGACAAGUCCCCCACAUCCACAAGAGGCAGUGAACUUACGUUCGACGCCUGGCACCUUUACGAUGGCCGACAUGCGCUUGUUCCACCACUUUCUUAUCACUGCGUAUCCGCACUUACCUGUCGGCGCCGACAAGAUCUGGAUCACCGUGAUCCCAAGUUUCGCACACAACUACGAGUAUCUCAUACAUUCGAUUCUGGCCUUGGCUGCCUCGCACUUGGACGCCGUUUCGAAUACUAGCGCCGCUGAACAAGCCAUACAGCAUCGUAUCUUAGCCGUCAAAUCUCUCAACGAAGCAUUGUCGGUGCCACCGAAGUCAAGGAGCGAACAAGAUGCCAGAAUGGCGGCUGCACUGGCCCUUGCCUUCCAGUCGAGUCAUCUCCAAGAUGGCCUCGCUGAAUUUCUGACCAUGGUUCGAGGGUGCAAUCUGAUUGCAAGCGGCGAGACAUCAGUUGGCUCAGAUUCGGCCUUCAAUGUAAGUCCUUCAUCUUCGAUCACUAUGGCGUUCAGCGAAGACGGCCACCUCCAACACAUGAAGACUCGCAUUGGUACCUCCCCGCAAUACAACUGUGUGAACCACGAAGACCUUGACCUGGCCGCCCUAUCACUUCGCUCCAUCCAAUACCUCAACAUGUCAUCAUUCGAGACGACCUACUGGGGCGCUCUCGAUGUCACCGUACAGAACGCCUACGACCGACCGAUCGAAGCAUAUACCUCCUUCGUUACACUGUACAAUAUACCUUCGCGCUGGACACACGAUGAGUUCCAAGCCUUCAUCGACCCGAACAAUAGCGUUGCGCAGAUUUUGCAAGCACACUUCAUCGCGGUCCAAGCAAUCCUCACACCUAUCUUAUACCUCGAGCGGGUUGGUUUCGAAGGCAUCGACGCACCAACGGCGGUCAUGAGUUGGAUCGAAGGGAUAUAUAGGAACGUGCCGCACCAUUUGAGGCACCAUGUUGAGUGGCCCAGACAAGUGUCGCAGUAUCCAUUCAUAAGGUUCUUGGGUCAAAUGAACACAAACUACUUCGAUGAGCAGACUGAAGAUAUGGGAUUAUUGAGUCUAUGAGUCUGCAGAUUCGGGUUGUCUUUAGGCGUUGGUGGAGAGCGGUCAUGAGAAUGAUGUACGAUAUGAUACCCACGACAGCCUCGUUGCAGGCUGGUCUAUGCAUUCGCUUUGGCAGUAAAUAUUCGAGAUACGACACAUACAAUUAAUACCUAUAGUAAUGCUUUGACAUCUCCAAC
This is a messenger RNA of Macroventuria anomochaeta, 1799 nucleotides long. RefSeq lists its product as uncharacterized. Lineage: Eukaryota; Fungi; Ascomycota; Dothideomycetes; Pleosporales; Didymellaceae. Gene Ontology annotation, biological process: regulation of transcription by RNA polymerase II. The record is from RefSeq and is a predicted model, not a curated record. Gene Ontology annotation, molecular function: zinc ion binding; DNA-binding transcription activator activity, RNA polymerase II-specific. The transcript has 4 exons. Bases 295 to 1623 code for a protein of 442 amino acids.